This is a messenger RNA of Plectropomus leopardus (leopard coralgrouper), 2310 nucleotides long. It is a transcript of the gene mmp21, whose product is annotated as matrix metallopeptidase 21. Gene Ontology annotation, cellular component: extracellular matrix. The record is from RefSeq and is a predicted model, not a curated record. NCBI's taxonomy places the organism in Eukaryota, Metazoa, Chordata, Actinopteri, Perciformes, Serranidae. Gene Ontology annotation, biological process: collagen catabolic process; proteolysis; extracellular matrix organization. Gene Ontology annotation, molecular function: metalloendopeptidase activity; zinc ion binding.
UCUAUUUAAAACCAAUGGAGCAUGUAUAACACAUCAAUACAAUUCAGUCAGAUUGAAGAGUUGGGGACAGUAAAGACGGGUUUACUUUUCACACAAAGCCGAGGAAAGUGGGAUACCUCCAGAGAGUCGCACCUUUAGAUAGGCGUGGAGAAGCUCAGGAUCUGCCUUUAAAGCUCCCCGGCUUCUUACUUACUUGUAUGCAGUUACAGGACUAAACCAACGCCACGAUGCUGACUUCCAUCCAGCUGAUGAUUUUGCUUUUUUGGACGAGCAUUAGCUCAGCUAUUGCGGAGAAACUUUUCCAUAAUCGGGACCAUUCUGAUGUGCAGAUGCUUAAUUCUCACCAAGCUAAGGUUAUAACAGACAAGCACACCGCAGAGUUAUUUCUCUCUAGAUAUGGAUUCAUUAAGCCAGUGAACUGGGAGGAGAUCCAGUUUGAAGAUUCAGACGCUUCUUUUAAUGAUGACUUCCUGGGUGACCUAAAAGACACAAUCCAGGAAGGUUCGUCAGUGCAUCGCUCAAGGGACGCCAAUUUGGAUGAUGAUCGAGAUGACCGCAACAGUCUAACCGAGAGCCAAGCAUUUAUUUCAGCACUUAAAGAGUUUCAAAGGGUAUCAGGCCUGCCUGCCACAGGCGUGUUUGACGAGGCCACCAAGGAGGCAAUGAACAAACCGAGGUGUGGAGUCCCUGACAACGAAAUUGACCUGGACACCCCUGAGAACAGCACUGCCUCAGAUACUGAAAACAGUACAAAUGACACUUUCAGUCAGCCUGAUAGUAUCACAGCAAGUAAUACAACCAAUGACACCUCUUUUGGUACUCUUCACUCCUUUGACGAUGACAUAUUCAGUGUUAAUGACACAGAAACUAUUCUCACAGGUAAUGACACCAGCAGAAAUUCCACAGACUUGUAUGAUCCUAUUUUCAAUAUCACUUCUCCAAGCAGCUCACAUGAUAUCAACACAGAUGGUCAAAUGGUAAAUAUCAGUGUGAACACCCAUCAGAGCGAAGCAGUACGACGCAGGAAACGCCACCUCGCCACUAUUGUGUCCAAAAGCAGGCGCAAGAGAGAUCUGAGUGAAACAGGCUACAUGGCCUUUUCUAAGAGGGUUUUGAAAUGGAGGCUGAUAGGAGAAGGUUACAGCAGCCAGCUGUCCAUUGAAGACCAGAGAUACAUCUUCAGAAUGGCCUUCAGGAUGUGGAGCGAGGUGUCUCCGCUGGACUUUGUGGAGGAUACACGUUCCCCGCUGGAGGAGAUUGAUAUCAGGCUGGGUUUUGGCACAGGAAGGCAUCUGGGUUGCAAUCAGAGGUUUGAUGGCACUGGUCAAGAGUUCGCCCACGCCUGGUUCCUGGGUGACAUACACUUCGAUGACGAUGAACAUUUCACUGCUCCCAAUGCUGGCAGUGGGAUCAGUCUCCUCAAAGUUGCAGUUCAUGAGAUCGGCCAUGUUUUGGGUCUUCCUCACAUCUACAGAUCAGGCUCUAUAAUGCAGCCCAGCUAUCUGCCUCAGGACUCCGGCUUUGAGAUGGACUGGAUGGACAGGAAAGCCAUACAACACCUCUACGGGGGCUGUAAGGGUCGAUUCAACACAGCAUUUGAUUGGAUCAGAAAGGAGAAGACGCCCUACGGGGAGGUUGUCAUUCGCUUUAACACCUAUUUCAUGAGGGACGGCUGGUACUGGCUGUAUGAGAACAGAAAUAACCGAACACGUUAUGGAGACCCAGUUGCACUGCAGGUUGGCUGGCGGGGAAUUCCCAUGGAUGGAGUGGAUGCAUAUGUGCAUGUGUGGUCCAGAAAAAGAGAUGCCAUUUACUUCUUUAAAGGUGCUCAUUUCUGGAGGUAUGACAAUGAGAAUGAUCAGGCGUAUAGACAGGACCCUGAAGGUCACCGCUAUCCGAAGUUGAUCUCUGAAGGUUUCCCAGGGGUGGUCAGUCCCAUUGACACAGCCUUUUAUGACAGGAGGGACUCUCGCAUCUACUUCUUCAGAAACACUCUUGUGUAUGCAUUCAACGUGGAAGCCAACAGCUUGGCAAGAGGCUUCCCCAAAAACAUCAGAGAUGUUUUCCCUCCAGUGGUGAGCAGGGACCAUCCAGAUGGCAACAUUGACGCUGCCUACUUCUCCUACACCCACAAUGCCAUCUUUCUACUCAAGGGCACACGCUUCUGGCAGGUGGUGGGCAGCCGCGAUCGCUGGCGCCGGCCCUUUCUGCCACGAAAUGGCCUGCUGCCACACAAGGAGGUGGAUCAGCACUGGUUCGACAUCUGCAAUGUUCAUCCCACUGCACUCAAACUAACCCGCUGAGUUUGCU